Molecule: messenger RNA, 1161 nt
Organism: Brassica rapa (field mustard)
Lineage: Eukaryota; Viridiplantae; Streptophyta; Magnoliopsida; Brassicales; Brassicaceae
Product: superoxide dismutase [Cu-Zn] 3
Biological process (GO): superoxide metabolic process
Molecular function (GO): copper ion binding
Source: RefSeq, a predicted model, not a curated record
UAUCCGGUUCGGAGAUACAAUUAAUCUUAACCGAGAAGUUUAAUUUCCGGUUUGGUCUGGUUUAUGAUUUAUUCUCUUCUCGACCACACUUAAACCAGUACACAUUUCAAUUUAAUCCGAUUAACAACAUUCACAUCCCCAAACACACAGACAGAACAGAUGGGAGGUCCUAAUCUGAGAGCGGUGGCUCUUAUCGCCGGCGAUAAAAACAUCCGAGGAUGUCUUCAAUUCACACAAGACACUUCCGGGACAACUCAUGUAACAGGAAAGAUCUCAGGACUGUCUCCUGGCUUCCAUGGCUUUCAUAUUCACUCUUUUGGUGAUACCACAAAUGGCUGCAACUCUACUGGACCUCACUUCAAUCCAUUAAAUCGAGUUCAUGGGCCACCGGAUGAGGAAGAGCGUCAUGCUGGAGAUUUGGGUAACAUUUUCGCUGGAUCAGACGGUAUACGCUUUUUUCCUCAAUCUAUAUAUUUAUUUUGUGCUUUUUUGAAGAAUGAUGUAGUGUUUUUUUGGGGUGAGCCUUGCUUGUUUCAGGUGUUGCUGAAAUCUCGAUCAAAGACAAACAGAUACCACUUAGUGGGCAGUAUUCCAUACUUGGGAGGGCGGUUGUUGUACAUGGUGAUCCUGAUGACCUUGGCAGAGGAGGACACAAGCUUAGCAAAUCAACAGGAAACGCAGGCGCACGAGUUGGAUGCGAUUUUGAUGUUGACCCAGGUAUUAUCGGACUUCAAGCAGCUGUGGAUCCUAAACUAUAGUUUUGGAUAUCAAUGAACUAUCGGCAGCAGAGCCACACUCAGUUUUUCAAAUGUGUACAUUAGUACAAAACAAAAGAAGGGAGCGAGCUAGCUAGAGACCUUGUGAAUAGUAAUCUCACCUGAUGAUCAGAAGCAUUGCGAUUCCACACACUAAUGAUGUCCUCACUGAAGCGGACACUCAGUACUGCGCCACAGAUGUUAUCCGCAUCAUCAAGCUGGUCCCCUACCAACGCAAGAAGCUGAGGAAAAUACAAAUCAAUGGAAGGGUAUCUAACAUGACUUCCAGAUUGAAAAAUAAAAAAAAGAACUCGACUCUAAGUAUGAAAAAUAGACAGCUAAGGUUCUGUCGAAUGAAAGGGAGAACAAACUGACCAGAUCCUCCCAGAAACGAGAAGAUAGAACU